UUCAACUCUCCUCAUAAAUGAUAUGCGCCAAUAACAACAUCUAUUAACUUAUGCGGUGUUAAAACUAUCUUUUCACCAAAAAUGCCUGGAAACACAACAAAAGCUAGCCUUAGUCAUCAUCAAUCUUUCGACAUCGAACGUUCCAUAGACGAUGUGGUUUCUCAAGCAGAUAGUGCCUCUAAAUGCUAUGAUGACGACGGCCGUCUCAAACGAACCGGAAGUGUUUGGACUGCAAGUUCACACAUAAUAACAGCUGUGAUAGGUUCUGGAGUGUUGUCUUUGGCUUGGGCUAUAGCUCAGCUAGGUUGGAUUGCUGGUCCUGCUGUUAUGAUACUAUUCUCUUUGGUUACUGUCUAUACUUCUUCUUUUCUCGCGGAUUGUUAUCGCGCUGGCGACCUCAAUUCCGGCAAAAGAAACUAUACUUACAUGGACGCGGUUCGCUCCAUUCUUGGUGGAGUAAAUGUUACGUUUUGCGGGAUAUUUCAGUACCUGAAUCUAUUUGGAAUUGUAAUAGGAUACACCAUUGCUGCUUCUAUUAGCAUGACGGCGAUCAAAAGGUCGAACUGUUUCCAUGAAUCCAAGGACAAAAACCCAUGUCACAUGUCAAGCAACCAUUUCAUGAUCGCUUUUGGCGUAAUGGAAGUUUUCCUAUCUCAAAUUCCAGAUUUUGAUCAAAUAUGGUGGCUCUCAUCAGUUGCUGCAGUCAUGUCUUUUACAUAUUCCAUAAUUGGUCUUGCUCUUGGAAUUGUCAAAGUUGCAGAAAAUGGUACUAUCAUGGGUAGCCUCACAGGAAUCAGCAUUGGAGCUGUAUCAGAGACUGAAAAGAUAUGGAAGACUUCUCAAGCUCUCGGUGACAUAGCCUUUGCAUAUUCAUACGCGGUGGUUCUCAUUGAAAUUCAGGACACGUUGAAAUCUCCACCAUCCGAGGCAAAAUCGAUGAAGAAAGCAACAAAGAUAAGUAUUGCAGUGACCACAACAUUUUACAUGCUUUGUGGCUGCAUGGGAUAUGCUGCAUUUGGAGAUGCAGCGCCCGGGAAUCUUCUAACUGGUUUUGGUUUCUACAAUCCUUUUUGGCUAGUAGACAUAGCAAAUGCAGCGAUAGUAGUUCAUCUAGUUGGAGCAUACCAAGUUUUUUCCCAACCAAUCUUCGCCUUUGUGGAGAAAUCUGCAACACAGAGAUGGUCCAACAUUAACAGAGAAUUCAGAAUUGCGAUUCCUUUUCUUCCGCCUUACAACUUGAACUUAUUUAGAUUGGUUUGGAGGACAAUGUUUGUUAUCUUAACCACUGUUAUAUCAAUGUUGCUUCCAUUUUUCAAUGACAUGGUUGGAGUUAUAGGUGCACUGGGAUUUUGGCCUUUAACUGUUUAUUUUCCUGUGGAGAUGUAUAUCUCACAGAAGAAAAUACCAAAAUGGAGUAAUAGAUGGAUUUGCUUACAAAUCUUUAGUGUGGCUUGCCUUGUAAUAUCAGUAGUUGCUGCAGUUGGAUCCAUCGCUGGUGUCUUGAAUGAUCUGAAAAAAUACAAACCAUUUCAAUCAAACUAUUAAGCUUCAAUUUCUUGAGGUGUGUGUAAGAAACUACUGCAUUGGCAGUGAUGUAUUGAAUAUGAUGGCUAUGGUUUUGGUUUGUGUGUAUCAUUAUCUUAUAACUCAAUUGAAUUGUUAUGAUCCAUUAUCUUGGUCAAUCAUUGGUUUGAAUGAAUGGAGUACCAAUUUACUGUA
Molecule: messenger RNA, 1719 nt
Organism: Lathyrus oleraceus (garden pea)
Lineage: Eukaryota; Viridiplantae; Streptophyta; Magnoliopsida; Fabales; Fabaceae
Product: amino acid permease 4
Exons: 5
Coding region: 82-1545 (487 amino acids)
Source: RefSeq, a predicted model, not a curated record